Sorex fumeus (smoky shrew) is the source of this 1524-nucleotide messenger RNA. It is a transcript of the gene EIF2B2, whose product is annotated as eukaryotic translation initiation factor 2B subunit beta. The transcript has 8 exons. Gene Ontology annotation, cellular component: eukaryotic translation initiation factor 2B complex. Gene Ontology annotation, biological process: translational initiation. Gene Ontology annotation, molecular function: guanyl-nucleotide exchange factor activity; translation initiation factor activity. The record is from RefSeq and is a predicted model, not a curated record. Bases 89 to 1144 code for a protein of 351 amino acids. Lineage: Eukaryota; Metazoa; Chordata; Mammalia; Eulipotyphla; Soricidae.
CGGAAGUGAACCUCGCCGCCCCGGAAGUGUAAACUCCGCCGUGGUGCAGGUGCGGGUUUCGGCCCGGCGAGCUGCUGGCUGCUUGGAGAUGCCGGGCGCCGCCGAACAGGGCUCGGAGCUGUCCGAGAGGAUCGAGAGCUUCGUGGAGGCCCUGAAGCGGGGCGGCGGGCGGCGCAGCUCCGAGGACAUGGCCCGGGAGACCCUGGGGCUGCUGUGCCGCAUCAUCAGGGACCACCGCUGGAGCAAUGCGGAGGAGCUGAUGGAUCUGAUCCGCCGGGAGGGCCGGAGGAUGACGGCCGCGCAGCCCUCGGAGACCACGGUGGGCAACAUGGUGCGCAGAGUGCUCCGCAUCAUCCGGGAGGAGUACGGCAGACUCCGUGGACGUAGCGACGAGAGCGAUCAGCAGGAGUCUCUGCACAAACUCUUGACAUCUGGUGGCCUGAGUGAGGAUUUCAGCCUCCAUUAUGCCCAACUCCAGGCCAACAUCAUCGAGGCCGUUAACGAGCUGCUCGUGGAACUGGAAGGGACCAUGGAGAACAUUGCAGCCCAGGCUCUGGAGCACAUCCACUCCAACGAGGUGAUCAUGACCAUCGGCUUCUCCCGAACGGUGGAGGCCUUUCUCAAAGAGGCUGCUCGUAAAAGGAAGUUCCAUGUCAUUGUGGCAGAGUGUGCCCCUUUCUGCCAGGGUCAUGAAAUGGCGGUUAACCUGUCCAAAGAAGGCAUUGAGACAACCGUCAUGACGGAUGCCGCCAUUUUUGCUGUUAUGUCAAGAGUCAACAAGGUGAUCAUUGGCACAAAGACCAUCCUUGCCAACGGUGCCUUGAGAGCUGUGACAGGAACUCAUACUCUCGCACUGGCUGCAAAGCACCACUCCACGCCCCUCAUCGUCUGUGCGCCCAUGUUCAAGCUUUCCCCGCAGUUUCCCAACGAAGAAGAUUCGUUCCACAAGUUCGUGGCUCCCGAGGAAGUCCUGCCUUUCACAGAAGGGGACAUCCUGGAGAAAGUCAGCGUUCACUGCCCCGUGUUUGACUACGUGCCCCCAGAGCUCAUCACCCUGUUCAUCUCCAACAUCGGGGGGAACGCCCCCUCCUACAUCUACCGCCUGAUGAGUGAGCUCUACCACCCGGAUGACCAUGUCCUCUGACCGCUGCGUGGCCCCACCUCAGCCGAGGGGUUCCUGCGCUGCCGCUGCCCACACACAGCUCCCCGGGACUGGGGGCACGAACUGCAGUUGACCUAACAAAAGCCGAUGCCGUUUCCUGCCGUCUGGAGUCAGCCCAUAAAAAGGGACACACAUUCAGGACUGUUUGUGGCCUUUCAGGUUGGAUGGAGCAGCAGGGCUUGACCUAUUGAUUCUGGAGCCUUUUGGUGACCCCGGGCCACGGUGCAGGAACUUCAACUUUAUGGCUCAGUGGUGUGUAAAACAUAACACCGAAUACCUUGCCAGAGCACAGGGGUUUUUGCUCAGAAAUGGCUGCCACACUUUUUCUCUAGGUCGUGCCAAUAAAAGCUGCUCAAAAGUUC